AGACUACAACGCAUAUCUUGGGCCACGCCCGGGCGCCCCGUCGAGGUCUUUUCCGUACCGUCUACAACUUGAAUGUACUGUACCCCCCUCUGUGUCGACAGUACCGAGUACCAGCUGGCAGGUAGACAGCUAGCAGCAGACAUAUGACCGGGGCGAGCAAGCCCACAGCACGCGAUCCACGGCCGAGCUCUCGGCUGUCGACCUCGGCCGUGCUAGGGCGGUACUGUGGUACAAGACCGACCUGCAGAGCCCACGCCAAAACAUCAAGGCAUCCCGGCAUCUUCUUCAUCUGUGAUGGACCCCUGUUCCCGUACGUCUCUCCCGAGGCCUUUUUUUUCCCUCUCUCGCCCUCUUCACCUUUGCUCCUCGAAUUGACGAGCAAAGAAGCAAAAGGGCCCAGGCCAUGCCCUUGCCCCAUGCCCUUGCCCCAUGCCCUUGCCCUUGCCCAUGCCCUUGUCCCCUCUCCACCCCCAAGCUCGCCGCCCUCCUGCCCAUCAUCCCGUGGCACCUGCCGUUGCCUGUCCUCUCGACUCGCCUGCACCACCCGCACCAGCCCAGCAGUUGUACUCCGUACCACAGUACUGUACAACUAAUAACUGCUGCUGCAGAGCAGUAUCCCAUCUGGGCUGUCUGGCUGCGCACUUGCACGCACUUGCACUCGCACUUGCACUCGCACUUGCACUCGCACUGGCAUUUGGUAUUUGGCACUGGCGCUGGGCUUCUUUCUCAUUCGGACUCGCUCGACGCUGCGCCAGCAGUAGCAGCAGUAGCAGCAGCGGCAGCAGACUUGCUUUGCGACCUUCCUAUUCCUCCCCAAUUAACCUAGACCUGCCCUGUCCCGUCCUGUUCCUGCCCCCGACCCCGACUUGACCUCGACCUACCUGCCUGCCUGGGCUCUCUUGCUUGGCUUCGAAUGGCUCAACCCGAUGUGCCCUCCUGGCCUUGACAGUCUGGAAUCCAAUCCAUAGACCAGCCUACCCAUACCAUCCGUCAAACCACCCCCCCCAUCCAUCCAUCCAUCCAUCAUCCAUCCCAUCCAUCCCACUCUAUUCCCCCAUUCCCGAACACCAUCUCUCCUUCACUUGCGCCCUCUUGUCGCAAUUCAGUUCUGUCCCUCACUUUUGUGGUACCGCACCACCCGCACCUCACCAAUUGUCUGCCUCGGCCUCGGCCUCGACCUCGACCUCGACCUGGAUCUUGACCUCGACAAUUGACCCUGACUCUGGCCCGUAUCGUAAAAUCAACCAUCCCGACCCAGCGCCGGGACAACCGCUUGCUAGUCCCCAGCAGCGCAGCGCGGCACCCACUGGGCACACGACACACCUGCACCCUCCCUCUCGCUCUCUAACUCUCCCAAAUUCCCAUCUCUGACGUGCUCGCCCGCCAUCCUGAAUUGAUACUGCAUUGUGUCCUGGUCCUUGGUUGGAGCCUCGGGACACUCACGGCGCGCGACAUAGGGAACGAACCAGGGACGGACUAUUCGCCCAAUCCAUUCCCCUAAUCUGCCUACCAAGUCGCAAUUCUCCUGAAUCCACUCUAUAUCCGGUCCGAACCCACACGGCGUACGGCGACCUUCCUUGACCAUUACUCGACCGUCCGUCCGCCUCAAUUCGCCACGGUGCUCACACUCUCAUUCGCAUUCUAUGUCACCAGCACCAGUGACCUCUCACUCCGCCGAUAUUUGCGACAGCCCCUGCCGCCCUUCCCCCACCUGGUCUCCCCCGGCUGCCUCGACCUGGUCUUUCAAUGCCUCGUUGAGCCUCACACUGCCAUACUCACACCUCGCCAAUCUAACCUUGGCAGCGCAUCCCCCCCGCGACUUAUAGCACUCCUGAGCCCGCCCACCGCCCACUUGCGAACGCCCAUUCGGACCAGCGAUCACAAAAAUUUGGUGCCUGGGCCGACAAUCGCCCGCGGCGUUGGGAGACCACCGCCCAAGUUGGAUUGUCGGUUGUUGGGAAUUCCAGCCCCAGAAGCCGUCCCGGGCUAUUCGCACCACGCCCAAGCUGCCUGGCCCAGCUUAAUUUGUCCCCGGCAAAGGCGCACCAGUCGCGAGACUGGCCGCGGUCUUUGGAAUCAACGCCAUGGACAGGAUCGGCGCCAACAUCAUUUACGUCGAUCGCAGGGCGGUUGAGGGUCACACUGCCGACUUUGGCGUCGAUGAUAGCGUCGCAAGUAAUGGCGCCCCCGCUGCGGAGACAGGACACUUGGAACAGAGUAUCAGAGCGCUGAAAGAUGCAUUUGGUGGUGUCCAAGUUUGCUCGAGUAGCGCGUCCUGUCUCUCUGCCCUGACGGCUCUCCACCACACCUCCACGAUCGACCAAAUACCCACGAUAUUACUGAUAGACACCCCUUACGAAGAGAACGUGACAGAUCGAACUUCCCGGUCCAGAUCCCCCUCGCCUCAUUCGCGGCCAGUGCAAGGAAGCGAGCCCGAGGCGCAGAUAUCCGAUGUCGAGCUUUACGGGUUGCGGUUAUUGCAGAGGGUCGUCGCGGAGGCAGACAUGUUGAAGCUGUUGAAACUCGUGGUGCCGAUACCCGUCAUUUCUCCGCCUGCGAUGCCUGAGGCUGGUCCUGCAACUGCGCCGGGCUUGGCGGAGACUGGCGCCAUUGGCGAAACCAUUGUGUCGAAUUACUCCAAAUCCAGGCCGGAAUUGGUCCGCAGGUGUCUCGAGUACGGAGCAGUCGAUGUUAUGACCAGCCCUCUUCAGAGGCAGAACAUUGAGAGUAUCGAGGUUCACGCGUACAAGGCUCGUCAAGCCGCAGCAAGGGAACGAGAGGCAGUCCUGCAGGUCCGAAAGAACAGAAAACGUUCAUGGGUUGGCGUCGACACCGGGGGGAAGCCGUUCGCCUAUCUUCGUGAAGCGAUGGUGUCGGGUCUCAUGAAGGGAAUCUGCAGGUUUGACGACGAGGAUGAAACUACUCUUGGAACGUUUAGGAUAUCAGUCCCAGCAGAAAGACAGGCGAGAAUCGCUCAAGCAGUCGGCCAGUGGCACUUUUGCGCCCACGACUUCUCCGAUGACGAGCUUGUUGUGGCCGCCUCACUCAUGUUCAGUCACGCCCUCUCCAUGCCAGAAUUGGAACAAUGGAGAAUCCCGCCAGACCAACUCACUCAAUUCGUCAUCGCCUGCCGAGCUGCCUACAAUAGCUUUGUGCCGUACCACAAUUUCCGUCACGUCGUUGACGUUCUACAAGCCACUUUUAGCUUCCUUCUCCACACGAACAUAAUCAUGCCUUACAUCUACUGCGACGCCUCGGACGAUGCGCCGAAAUCCCCCGUGGAAGCUCUCAUGACGCCGUUCGAGGCUCUAACGUUACUCAUCACGGCCAUCGGACAUGAUGUGGGACAUCCGGGCGUGAACAACGGCUUCCUCGUUACACUGAAUGCCCCCCUCGCACAGCUUUACAACGAUCGCUCGGUCUUGGAGUCUUUUCAUUGCGCCGCAUUCUCACAAAUUCUAAGGAGGCAUUGGCCCUCCGCCUUCGAAGACAGGAAAAUGCGGGGCCUCAUGAUCAGCUCCAUCUUGGCAACUGACAUGGGCCUGCACUUUGACUACAUGAAGAGGCUGGCAGACUUGAAAGAAAAGCUGGCAGCCAACGACUCCACCGAAGGAUGGAACAGCCGCAUGGUCGAGGAGCAGAAAGGCCUCGCGUGUGCUCUGCUGAUCAAAUGCGCGGAUAUUUGCAAUGUGGCGCGCAGUCAUGAGACGGCAUUGCAAUGGAUGGAUAUUCUGGCCGACGAAUUUGCUCGACAACGGUCUAUGGAGAAGGAACUCGAGAUCCAGACUUCGCUGAUGGCGCCCCCUCUGACAGAACGAGCUUCUCAGUUCAGAUCUCAGCUCAACUUUAUGAACAUGUUCGCCAUACCUCUCUUCCAAGGAGUGGCCGAUGUGCUGCCAAACAUGAGAUACUGCGUCGCCGAGCUCACGACCAACUCGGAGCUCUUCCAACAAAAAAUCGCAGACGCACUCGCAAAAACGCACCCAGACCGCCGGACUAGCCGCCAGGACCCGCCUCAACACAUCAGCAGCACGAAACCAAACUCUGCGUCUGUUCCGGCCGUCGAGCAGAUCGCCAGGUCGGCAAGCACUCCGGAACUGAGAGGCGGCUAUCAGGCGAUAAAUGGCAUGGGGCCGCAUUUCGAACCUGUGAAGGAGCUCGCUAUCGGCGAUGAAGGACCUAUCGGGCCGGAACGGCAACGCUGUAGCGAGACAACGACCGAGGGCAGUAGUUUUGCCCAAGUCAAUGGCGACUAUGCCAGCAGCGCAACGACCGGCAAGAUGCCCCUCUCGCCCAGCACGAAAGGAACGAGCGUUGUUAGCCAGGAAUCCAUCGAGCGGCCCAAAAGUAACCCGAUUCCAAUGAUUUCAGCACCAGACUCUGCAAAAAGCAUGACCGAGCCAAAAAUGGAUGGUCAGCCAAUUUUCGAAGUGGAGACAGCAAGCACUCUCAAGUCAACCGACGACAGAUCGGUCAAGAAGAGGCCAAGUCGCUUCCGCAUGAACGCUUUCCAGUUCUUUAGGAGACACAAAUCGCCUGGUCCUGCUGCAGAAACACCCUGAACAUAUCACGGCCUGCGAAUUGUUUUCUCCCAUACUAAUCGGCCGAAUCUUUUCUCAACACGUUUUCCAGAUGGAUGACGAAGAGGAAUUAUCGGCCGUUUCCUAAGGUGGUUGGCGAUCUCACGAGCGAACAAUGAUGCGACUGGCCCUUGCAUAAGCAGCAAGUACCAGAGCAGGAUGUCCGUGCUCGGUGAUCGACCUGUUCGCCCACGUGCGAGUAAUGCGACAAUGGAGCGCAAGACUGGUUGGAGACCGGAGGGCAUAAUGAAGACGCCCUCCAUUUUGGACCACUAUGAGAUAACAUAAAUCGUCUCAUCAACACUCCAUCAUCCAGCCACCCAAGUCAUUCACAUACUAGAAGAUCAAGGACAUGCGAGCCGUCACUCCAGUGUCCAACCGCGCUUCACGGCACGCAGACCACGUGACGCAUUUUUGAGUCGCGCACUCCGCACUGGGUCCCGACUCGGUCAGGCCGAUAUCAAUCGGCCUGACCGGGCCAAGAACCAUCGGCAGGCGCUGUUUUUUGUUCAUACUUUGUUUUUUUUUGGUUGGUUUUUUUUUUUUUUUUUGGUUAUGAUGGCAGCGCAUCGCCUGCCAUCGCCUAUUUUAAUUCUUCUCCUACCUAUUUGACUCCACAUUCCGGGCGAAACGGUACCUGGCUAGGAGAAGCCCUCUGGCAUGGCACAAGAGACGUCCCGCGGGAAUCGCUGGAGCCACCUUGCCGUGCAGCGAAUUAGAUCACGUCGCCUCCACUUGGAUGUGUCAUGACAGACAUGGCCCGCGAGCCAAAGUGGGAGGAAUGCUAGCAUAGACGUGGUCGAAGAGAAGGUUCAAGUUAUAAAGAGCAGGGAGGAGACGUGAAUGAAGGGUUGGUGUGUUGGUGAACCCGCGUCAAGACCUAGUGUCUUAUGUAUAAAUGUAUGACAAAAGAUAUCCCAUUAAGCAGUUUUGCUUCCGUUAAAUCUCGAUUCGCGUCGUCGGUGUUGGACUGUGACAAUAGAGACUGUGAUGAGGGCCGAUGUCAGCUAGGUGCGACCUUGUUGCAGCGUCUCCUACCUAGGUAGGCC
Molecule: messenger RNA, 5629 nt
Organism: Diaporthe batatas
Lineage: Eukaryota; Fungi; Ascomycota; Sordariomycetes; Diaporthales; Diaporthaceae
Product: 3',5'-cyclic-nucleotide phosphodiesterase PDE2
Exons: 5
Coding region: 2085-4562 (825 amino acids)
Biological process (GO): signal transduction
Molecular function (GO): 3',5'-cyclic-nucleotide phosphodiesterase activity
Source: RefSeq, a predicted model, not a curated record